Quercus lobata is the source of this 1080-nucleotide messenger RNA. Its product is annotated as calcium-binding protein CML38-like. The transcript has 2 exons. Gene Ontology annotation, molecular function: calcium ion binding. The record is from RefSeq and is a predicted model, not a curated record. Lineage: Eukaryota; Viridiplantae; Streptophyta; Magnoliopsida; Fagales; Fagaceae. The coding region runs from base 419 to 841 and encodes 140 amino acids.
AAUUGCCUCCGACCAAGAGUGACUGCCUCGUCUAAGCUUUUGAACCCAAUGAGUCAUUAGUAAUCACAUGACUAACAACCCUUGAGACUUGAGUCAUUAGUUUUUUGGAUCUCAAACCCAUAAACAGCGUGGAUACAGAUAUUCGGUACAUCAACUUUUGAUUUGAUGGUGGUGGUCGACUUAUUGGAUGUCGCAAAUCUAGAGCUUGAGAGCACCACGUGAGUUGACUCGGCUGGGUCGGCUGGGUCGCUAUUGUGAGCACCACGUGAAUUGGACGGUUGUUGAACCGGCAUGGUUUGGUGGAUGCAUGGUGACUGAUCGAUGGGAGGCGGCCCGCCCUGCUGUGUCUUGAUGCCUGAUGGAGAAAGAAUAGUGUUGUUCUCAGUGGAGUUGAAGCAGCCCAAGAAAAUGGAGACGUAUGGACAAACUGACACAAUAUGAGCGUGUGUUCAAUCACUUUGAUGACAAUGGAGAUUCAAAGAUAUCACCCUCGGAGCUGCAGCAAUGUGUUGAGGCAAUAGGUGGGGAGCUUUUGCUAGCGGAGGCGGAGGCGGUGGUGGAGUUGCUGGACUCAGAUGGAGAUGGGUUGUUGGGUUUUGAGGACUUCGUGAGGUUUCUUGAAGGAGGGGAAGAGGAAGAGAAAGUGAAGGAUUUGAAAGAAACAUUUAAGAUGUAUGAAAUGGAUGGUAGUGGAUGUAUUACACCCAAGAGCCUUAAGAAGAUGCUUAGUAGACUGGGUGAGUCCAGAACUAUCGAUGACUGUAAGGUGAUGAUUUCUCAAUUUGAUCUCAAUGGUGAUGGGGUCCUCAAUUUUGAUGAAUUUAGGGUCAUGAUGUCAUGAUUCUUCUUUUAACUUCGUUGUAUAAUAAUCUAGAUUAAUAGCUACGUUGUGGGCUGACCCACAAUAAUUCUUUUGUAAUGAGGCAGGGCCUAUAUCUAUUUCAAAGAUUUCAUAAUUCGUUUAGCCAAAGAUAUAAAUGGUUAGGGCCUAGUUUCUCUUCCAUUUUCAUAUCUAGUAAAAAUCUUUAUAUUCAGAUUCUUUUUUUAUUAAAAAAAAAUCCUUGUUCAUUGAUUAUUAUG